Messenger RNA from Schistosoma mattheei, 9156 nucleotides. The record is from the annotation of a GenBank genome assembly. NCBI's taxonomy places the organism in Eukaryota, Metazoa, Platyhelminthes, Trematoda, Strigeidida, Schistosomatidae.
AUGCUAAAUACAGAUUGGACAGAGAUAGAAGUAAUUGAAUUGCUAGUUGAUAAUGCAACACAUCUUGGAUUUGGUAUGUGUGGAAGUAAGAGCACCGGUGUAAUCGUUAGAUGCAUUACACCUGGUGGAGCAGCUGAACUGGACGGUCGUCUUCGACUUGGUGACCAUAUUGUCUGCAUUCAUGAUCAUAAUGUUCGAAGUUAUGGACCAGAUCAAGUGGCUACAGUUCUACGCCAAACUAUAUCAAAUUGUCUAUCUGAAGUUGUAUUAAAACAAGAUUCUUUGCAGACGGAUGAAACAUCCACAAAAACUAUGAAUAAAAAAUCUUCACUUAUCAGAACGCAGCCAUUAACAAACAGAACUUCAUCAACUUUUACUAAUACUAUUAAUAUACGAUCGGAAAAAUACACUUUAUCCCCAAGCCAAAUAGAUUCAAAUCAAAUUGAGUCUAAUGAAAUUCACGAGAUCAAUCAAAAACUAAUGAGCGACCCAACUGUUUUAAUUCGAAUGAUUGUAGCUCGUCCAGCUAAUGGUGAUCCUGUUGAUUUGAAUGAUAUCAGUUUAAAACAACAAGCUGUCUGUCAUCAACAUGGUGUUCUUGGAAUGCUGAUGAUUAUACCAACACAUCAAAUAGAUCAAUAUAUAGAUGUAUUACUACACAAGAAACUUCCACUUGUUGAUUUGUACAGUCUAUACAAAACAGAUCUGUUGAACAUCGAAAACAAUACUAAUAUUUAUAAAAAAAUAAAUUCAAAUGAAGUUGACUGUUCUGAAUUAUCAAAGUCAAUCGACUAUAAUGGAAGUGAGUUGAUAGAAAUGAAUAAAAUCAUUGAAUCUUCUCCAACUUCAUCGAAACAACAAGAACAAUAUGAUCUUGAUUUUCAGCAGUUUCGAGAGAUGAAACCGUGCUCGACACUUCAGGUUAUAACAAGUCCUCGAAAUUGCUCAGAAUCUGAUAUUGAAGAGGUUCACAAUAAUCUACCAAGUCGAGUUAAUGAAAAUGAUCGCUUAGAUAAUAAAUAUAAUGAAAAUUUAAAAAUCGAUUGCAACACAACAUUGAAUUAUCAAAACUACUCCACUGAUCAUCCUAUCUCAUCUUCUUUCAAUGAAUAUGUUCUUGAGAAUAUAAGUCAACAAGGCUUAUCAAUUCAUGUUAAUAAUAAACAAGAAAAUGGCGAUGAAGAGGCAGAAGAAACUGAAAUUCACACUGUACAAUUAACAAAAUCAAAGGAUCAAGGCUUAGGUCUAAGUGUAGUUGGAUAUAUUUAUAAAAAUCCAUAUGAUAAAAAUGCAUACAAUAAAGGAAUUUUUGUACAAAAGAUCACUCCCAACAGUAUAUCGGAUAAAUCAAAAUCAAUUCAAGUAAAUGAUCAAAUAAUCCAAGUAAAUGAAAUAUCUCUAAGUGGUCUAGAUAACAUAAAGGCCAUUUCAGUUUUGAAGAAGUCUGAUGCAAGUAUCACACUAAAAUUGAAACGCUACCUUUGUGGUUUCCUUUGUAAAGAACUAAAAAAAGCAGGUUCUUUCCAAAUAAGCAAUAAUGAACCACAAAAUCGAUUGGUAAAUCAUGAUGAAAUUUCAGACUCUGAUCUAAAUUCAGAUCAACCAUACUCAGUAGACAAUAAUGUAUUGAAGUAUAAUGUAAUCAACAGUGAAGCAAGUGAUUCAUCAAAUCAAUCAGCGGUUAGUAUAUUGUAUCAACACGAGGAUUAUCCAUUAAAUAAUACUAAUUUUGACCAAUCAAAUACAUUACACAUGGAAUUAACAGAAGAAUUCAUCGAUUCAUCAUGUACGUGUUUACAUGGUUAUGAAAGUAUAUUUUCAGAAGAAAAUGAAGUUAAGGAAAUGGUGUCACCACUGGCGAAUAAUAAAAAUAAUCAUGAUCAAUUAAGUCCAGUGGCUUUUUCUGACCAAUUAUUAAUUAAUAAAAAUUGUAAAUUAUUAAACCCAGCAAAGGUUAACUUAGUUGACAACAUAGAAUCAUUUAAACAACAAACACCCGUAACAAUGAUGGCAACCACAAUAAUAAAUAAACAGGAAUAUCAAGAUGUGAUUACCGAUCAAAAAGGUGAAGAAAUCACCAAACGUAUCUGUGGUGUUGGAAAUAAUGGGAUGUUGGUAAUCAGUAGGUUCACGCCUAAUUUUGACAUUGAAACUACAUCUAAACCGGAAACGAGCAAAAAUACAACAUCUAGAAAUAUCAGUGAUGUUUUGAUUCAGAUCAAUAAUAAUAAUACAGCCAUCGGAUCUAAAGAAAUAAUUGAUCAAAAUCGUCUUGGGAAAACGGAUCACAUCAAUUCAUCAAAUGAGGAACAAAUUAAAAUAAUAUACACAAAUCUAAAAGUUCGUUCUACAUACAAAUCAGAUAUGCAUAUCAAGAAGAGACUUCGCCGCUACAUAAGCAACAUUAUAAGCUUUACUAAUUCCCACACUCGAAACACGCUUCGUGAUCGAUCUGCUGAUUUUUAUGCAAAUGAAGUUACAGAUGAAUUGGUUGAUCUCAUGCGUAAAGUUUGGCUUCCGAUUGUUGGUCCUGGUUAUGAAAUCAUAGUUUUACAUAUUCAUAAAUCUCGCGGAACAUCAAAUUUGGGCAUAAGCAUUGAAGGUGUGACCUAUGUGGCAGAACCAGAUUUCGAUCAUGAAAAUUUAUCAUCUACAACGGUUACAACUAAUAGUCAGAUUGAAGAUAAAUCUAAUUCAAGUAGUAAACUGUUACCGAAUGGUAUGGCAAAAUCUGCUCAUCCAAAUGAUAUCAAGUAUAGUGAUAUGCCAUCACGCCAUUUCGUCCAAUAUAUUGUACCUGAUGGUCUGGUCGGUAGUUUGGGUGUUGUGCAAAAGGGUGAUGAGUUACUUCAGGCUAAUGGUCAUCGUAUACAUGGUACGACGCAUACUAGUACUCUUCGUUAUUUGCGCAAUUUACCAUCACGCAUUGAAUUAGUAUUUGCUCGUAAAAAAUCUACAUAUGAGAAUGGAGGUGAUGACGUGUUUAGUAUUACAGGCGGUAAGGAUCGGUUGAUUGAUGUCGCAGGGGAAUCACUACUUGAAGUAGCUGCUAGUGAAAUUGGUUCUGUAGAUACUGGUUCAUCUAUGAGAAUAGUGAAUGCUUACGAUAAUGUUGAUCGGUCAAUUUAUUCUAGUCCAGUAUCGCCGGCUACGGCCCAUAAACGUGUCACCGAAUGGAUUCGAAAAUCUCAAGGAGAUUUAAGUGCGACUAUUGACUAUUCGUCUUCACCUGAAUCUUCUGUAACUAAACAAACUAAUAAUAAAUCAGAAAGAUUCAAUUAUUGUGAUCUAAAACACCCCCUCAAUAAUUAUGUAAAUCCGAAUUACACUAGUAAAUUACAACAACAGUAUCCAGUAAAUACAAUGAAAAACAAUCGUAAAUAUUCAUUACCCAGUACAAUACAGCGGUCAGAGACACAAAUGCAUUCUAGGACUUUAGGGCGUUUACCAAUAUCAAGAUCUGGUAAAGUGUGUAUGGAAAAACAAUCUACUGAACAACACGAUCAUCGCCGUUGUCAAACUCUACCACAUUAUCAUCAUAAUCGACCAAAUCGUAUUGAUCCUCGUUACGGUUUUAAACGACCAUGUUGGUCUUCAGUGCCUUUAAUUAUUCAACUGAAUAAAACAUCCCAUGGUUUUGGAUUUAGUAUAGCUGAAUAUGAGGAACUACCUGUUACUGACUUAGAAGGCAGUACACUCCGUAAAGCUUCUUCACUUGAUAGAAGGAGUUCUAAUAUGAUUGAAUCUGAUCGUCGAUCAUUUCAUUCCUAUUAUUCUACCGGAUCUACCAUUGCAUCAUUAUCAUCGUUACCUGGUAAGAAUUCCAAAUCUUCCAGUAGAUUGAAACGAAGAUCCACGUGGUCUAGUCGCUCCAAAUCACACGGUAUCUUAUUAGUUGACAGUUUAACUCCAGGUGGUAUUGCACAGUUGGAUGGACGUAUAUCAAUCGGCGACAGGCUUGUAUUUGAGGCCGCUACUACACUAAAGUCCCUUCCUAAUGGACCAUGUUUAAUUGGUAUUGCAAAAAUGCAGUUAGAAUCAAAUGAAACAGAUGACAUUCAUGAAAAAAGCCAACAACAGUUACUAUUGCCAUACCCUGUUGUCUCUUCUAGACCUUCUGUGAUUGGCAUGUUUCCAGAUACUGGUGAAAUGAAAAAGAUCAGUGUUAAGUCUGAUCUAGUAUAUCCAUUACACGUAAACACUGGUGAUAGCACUAUCGAUAAUGACGAUAAUAAUACGAUUAUGAAUGGUCUCAAUGCAACUGGAACUGAAGAUUUGGCUUUAGAUUUUUACACACUACCAUUACUUUUUGACCCAACAUUAGAGAUAUCUGAGCGUUUGGAACGUGGAUCUUUACCGAUAGGUUUAAAGUUAGAUGCAUUAGCCUGUCAUGGACAAGAUGGUUGUCGUGUCGUGCAGGUUUUAGGUGGUGGGGCUGUAGCUCGUGAUCAAGUUCUUGUCACAAAUGAUUAUAUAACUAGUUUGAACGGUCUUUCUAUGCGUUAUUUAGACAAUUUAAAAGCAUUUGAAAUCUUACAUUCACUAUCGCAAAAUUCAGCUGUGAUUCACAUAACGUAUUUUCCUGCUUCCGUUAUUGAAUCUCAUCGAAUUAAAUGUUUAUCUAAAACAUUGAAUCAAACGAGUGAAAACUCUUUACAGAGAAGCUCUUUUCCAUAUUCGUCCAUUGUACAACCUAUAAAUUGGUCACCUCCUGUUGCAAUUGUACUUCAUCGUUUAGAUACUAGUCAACCCCUGGGUUUGGUUGUAUCUGGUUCUGAUAUUUGUUCAAAAUUGAAUUGUUCAGCACCAAUGAAUUUAGAAAAUCCAAGCAUUGUAUCCGAGAUAUUGCCUAAUAGCGUAGGAAAAAAUUGUAAAUUGCUUAGUCGUGGUCUAUUGAUCUUACAAAUUCAAGGUAUCGAUGUCUCCACCAAAGGUCCAAAUUAUGUCAAUGCUUAUCUGCAGUAUCUGUCGGAUCAGCCUGGUCUACGUGAAAUCCACAUAGUUGUGUGCCAUUUUAAUGAUGACUGUACAAAACAUAUUAUUAAUGGUGGUGUUGCUGAGAUGUUUAAGCCAGGCAAUCAAGUUAAUAUUACCAAUUAUACUACUACUACUGCUACUACUAAUAAUGAUAGUAAUAAUAAUAAUAAUAAUAAUAAUUUUACUGAUAAAAUGGAGUUAUCCAACUAUUUAAAUAUCUCCACACCUAUCAAUGGUCAACUAAUAUGUGAUCAUAUUGUCCACCCAGGGACAUCUCCAAGUUCCAGUGAUAUGGAAGAUCCUGAACCACUGACUGAUAUGGAGUCUCGUGAUGUGGUGGAUAUUUUAUCUAGAUCAGUGCCGUCGCCAGAUCCUAAUAAUUCUUCCGAUUCACAGCAUAAUACAUAUGGGAAAACUACUCUAUGUCCAUUAUCUCAACUUUCAUCGCCUAUUUUAAAAGAUGAGGAUAACGCUGUCAGUACUGAUGUUAUGUUUUCAACCUAUGAAAAAUCUGAUAAAAAAUCAAAACUACAAAAUGGCUGGGUUAGUGACAGUGUUUGUAGUUCUAGUUCUCCAUCAUUUCCUACACCUCCACUACCUCCUAGACGAUUGUCUACAACAUCUAAAGAACAAGAGGCGACUGGUUAUUUAAAACCUAUGGUAGUUAAUGAUUCAAAUGUAAAUGAAUUAAAUUUCUAUAGUCCUGUGAAAUUGUACACACGUGAUAGUCAAGAUGAGAUACUUGUUAUUCGUCUACCAUUACUAAUUAAUUCUUCAUCAAACUACACCCAUAAUGUUAACGAAGAAACGGGAAAUUUGGGUUUGCAUCUUGUAAGCUGUUCUAAUCCCGAGAGUAUGGCUACAUUUGUUGCAAGCUGUCAAACGGAUUCUAGUGGCGGUCUUGAGUGUGGAGAUGAAAUUGUACAGGUUGAAGACGUCAAUGUCUGUGGUUUAGAUCAUAUUUCCGUUCAACAGAUUAUCCAUUCAAAAAUUACCGAAUUAAUGUCGAAUAAGUAUUCAGUCAAUAACUCAAGUAAUAAUUAUUUUAUUGGUAAUGAAAAUAAUGGACAAGUGAGUGAUUCUGAUCAAUCAGUUAUCAAAUCUUUCAUUACACUAAUCAUAAGACGAAAUCCAAAAAAUCUGUCAUUGAUGUCAUUUUCACGGGAGUGCAAUGAUUCACCGCUGAGUGUAGAUAAUUUGACUGGUAGCACCUGUUCAAAAGCGUUAUCUUCAUCAUCACCUAAUCCAUUACCAACUGGUUCAAAGCCAAUUCCACAUACAUUUCUAAAGGAGAUCAUGGUUGAAUUAAAUGAAGAUUUUUGGAAAUUUCAACUAUUCGACAUUAUAUUGGAGAGAGGUUCAGAGGGUUUCGGUAUUUUCAUCGUUAAUUUGAGUCCAAACAAUGAACCCGGUGUAUUCGUCAGCGAAAUCCGUCCAAACAGCCCAGCACAACUACAAGGAGUUCUUAGACCUCAUGAUCGUAUACUAGCUAUUGAUGGUCAACUUCAAUGUGAUUAUGAAAGUACACUGGAAUUGUUGCAAAAAUCAAGAAAAUCUGUACGCCUAACCAUCGGUAGACAAAUACCUUGUCACAGUGACUCACAACAAAUGCUACAAUUUGGAUAUGUAACUACAACAGGGGAUAAUCCAGACUAUGAUAUAAAGCAUCAUAAAUUAUCCAUUAUACCUGGGAUUCCUGCUACAGUUACUCUGUACAAGGCUGACGGAGGUCUCGGAUUCUCCAUUGUCGGUGGAAGUGACACAGUUUUGAGUAACAUUUUGGUCCAUGAAGUACACUCUGGUGGUGCUGCUGCACGUGAUGGUCGGCUUCAAGUUGGUGACCGCUUAUUAGCUGUCAAUGGGAUCGAUCUUCGUGAAGCUACCCAAAAAGAUGCCACAAAGAUUAUACGAACAGCUGAUGACUGUAUCCAAUUGGUUGUGUACAGAGAUCCUGAACCACAAUAUAUAAAUCAAGGUGUAUUCGAAUGUCAUAAUGUUCACUUGAAACGUGAUAUGCCUGGACAAAGUUUUGGUCUGUCAUUGAUUGGCCGACCUCAUUAUUCGACUGGUACAGCUAUUGGAGGCAUUAUAGAGAAUAGUCCAGCUGCUCGUUCAAAUCUUUUGGAAGUUGGUGAUAUAAUCUUAGAAAUUAAUGGUUGGGAUAUGCGUUUGGCUAAAUCAGAUGAAGUAGUCAAUUUAUUAAAGAAUGCACAUAGCGACGUGAAAUUAUUGAUUGGACGUUACAAAACUGGGCCAUCAAUGCAUGCCUAUCCUCGAAAUCGAUUAAAUGUCUAUGUGGUUGUACUUGAACGUCGUCAAUUUGGCUUUUGUAAUGAUCGUCCUCAGGCGGGAAAACCUUAUUCUAAUGAUCCUGAUAUUCUUGUUGAUUCUGUCUGUCAAAAAACUGAUGAAAAUGAAUUACACGAUUUAAAAUCAUCAACUAACUGUGUUGCCGUAAACAGCGAUCAGAAGAUUAGUGGUGAUGACGGUAAUAAUAACAAUGAUGAAAUUGCUUCAGCUGCAUUUGGUUUGCGUAUUCGUUAUGCGAGUUCACAAGAAUUAUGGGACUCACACAUUCGACUAGUCGUAGAUAGUAUUCAACAUGACAGUCCAGCAGAUCGAUUAGGAAUGAUAAUGCCGGGUGAUCGCCUGUUAAGUAUAGAUCGUGAACCGGUAGAUUGGUUGAACCCAACCGAAGUGGUCCAGCUAUUAGCUAAUCUACUGUAUUGUACAAUUGAAUUAGGUCGUUUACCGUACUUCAACGCACCAUUAUCUGCUAACAAUAAUGCUAUAUCAGAUAAGUGCUUUAAGCCUUCUCCACCACCGGUCACUUCGUCAUUAUCUCCAUCUCAUCGAAUUCAACAAGAUGAACAUGAUAUGUUCCCACCUUAUCCACCUCCGUCACUAGAACUACCGACAUUAUUUGGUGGUAUUAUGCCAUGUAUUGAAACACCAAGCUUUUUAAGAGAUAUGUGCACUUUGCCUGAACUACAAGAUGAAGAUGAUGAAAGUAAGAAUAAUAAAAUUAGAUUUGGACAUCGUGAGAAUGAUAAUCAUUAUCGGUUACCUGAAUCUACUUAUUGUGCAAUUAAUUCAAGCAAUCAACAAGACCAAAUUGAUUCAAUGUUGAAUAUGACACCUUUAAAUGAAGAUGAAAUUGAAAAGGCUUUAGAAUUAGCUGGAAGAGGUAGUGGAGGAUUUUUUGUACGACAGAUUUAUUUACCAGCUGCACCAGUUAAUACUAACAAUAACACCAAUUCUAGUCAUAUAUCAAAUAUUCAUUUAGGUUUACGUUUAGUUAGUGGCCCGGGUGUUAGUGGACCAGUUGUUGUUCGUAUUGAGCCGAAUUCAUGUGCUUCUAGAACCGAUAUUCAGAUUGGUGAUCGUAUUCUGGGUCUAGAUGAUAAACUGUUACUUUCUUUACGUCAAGAUAAUCAUUCUGCUGAUGAUAUACUAUGUACAAUUGAAAAUGAUUGGAUUACACGUUCAAUAAAUUCUCAGUUGACUUACGAACAAAAUCCCUGUUGUUUAACAAUUAUUAGUUAUCAUAGUUUACCAUUGUUCAGUUCACUUAGUAAACAAGAAAAUGAUUCUAAAAUUGAAGAAAAGAAUUCAAAUAAAAACCUAGAAAAUAAUGCGCAACUUACUAUAUCUUUAACAAAUUUACAUCUAACUAAUGGUAAUACUUCUAAUUGUCAACAUAGCAUUAGUAGUAUUGAUAUGGGAAAUCCGAAAAAUCACGUGGUAUCUGAUACUACUACUCCUUUACCAUUCGAAUCCAAAUCACCCAUAGUGAGUAAAUUCCAACAAAAUGGAGGAGUUGGGCACCCUCAUUCAGAUGAGGAGCUACAUCCAAAUUCACCAUCAUUACAUAAUCACCGCUAUGAAUUGUCUCUUGAACCAAGCGAUGAUGUCAUACAUCGCUUGCCGAAUAAAAAUCUGUUUGUAGAUGAUGCGAUCCACGUGAUAUGUGAAAAUGCUAGUACUACUACCAACAAAAAUAAUGGACAACAUUCAUCAUGUGUUGAAUCGGUAUCAUCACUUUCAACACCGCGACUUGACGAUGAUGGCGUUAUGUGCAAUCGUCCAUUGAUGAACAUAAAUCGUAAAUUUUCUAUUCAGAAUAAUCAACAUGUCUAUAAUAACAAUGGGAUUAUGAAUAACAAAGCAUGCCUUUAA